UAAAUCUCAUCUCGCUCUCUCUCUCUCUCUCUCUCUCGUCGCGUUUCCAUCUUGGGCUGUUCUCCGGCGGCCGAUCCCGUCUCGUCGCCGUAGAUCGAUUCGAAGAACUGAACAAUUCGUUCUAGAUUUGAUUCCUCCCAAUCCUCCUAGGGUGCUUUUGUUUACUCUGCUGAAAGGAAAAUGUCUAAUUACCAAGGAGAUGCUCCGGCUGAGUACAUUGAAGACGUGGAUGAUGAGAUGGAAGAUGUGGGAGAUGACAUGGAUGAGGAGUUCCGUGCCGAUGAUGAUGAUGAUCUCGCUGCUUCUGAUUCUGAUGUCGAGGAGUUUGACUACUCUAAUAAUAAAAUAGCUGAUACCUCGGCGGAGCAAGCUCGGAAAGGGAAAGAUAUUCAGGGGAUUCCAUGGGACAGGCUUAGUAUUUCUAGAGAGAAAUACAGACAAACUAGGUUAGAGCAGUAUAAGAACUAUGAAAAUGUCCCCAACUCCGGGGAAGCAUCCGAAAAAGUUUGCAAGGUCACACAGAAAGGGGGACAGUUCUAUGACUUUUGGCGGAAUUCAAGAUCUAUUAAAUCCACCAUACUUCAUUUCCAGUUGAGGAAUCUGGUGUGGGCAACUUCCAAACACGACGUGUAUCUGAUGUCCAAUUUCCUGCUGACACAUUAUUCUUCCCUAACGUCCGGAAAGAAGGAAGUUCUCAAUGUUCGCGGUCAUGUUGCACCAUCUGAGAAACAUCCUGGAAGUUUGUUGGAAGGAUUUACGCAGACUCAAGUGAGCACACUUGCAGUAAAAGACGACUUUCUAGUUGCUGGUGGAUUUCAAGGAGAACUUAUUUGCAAGCAUCUUGAUAGACCGGGCGUCAGCUUUUGCUCUCGUACGACUUAUGAUGAUAAUGCUAUUACCAAUGCUAUUGAGAUUUACAACAAACCCAGUGGGGCCCUUCAUUUUACUGCCUCGAAUAAUGACUGUGGAGUUAGAGAUUUCGACAUGGAGAGAUACCAGCUUGUUAAGCAUUUCCGUUUUCCUUGGCCAGUGAAUCACGCAUCCUUGAGUCCUAAUGGUAAAUUACUGGCUAUUGUUGGGGACAAUCCAGAGGGCCUUAUAGUAGACCCCAACACGGGAAAGACGCUGGAAACACUAUCAGGACAUGUGGACUAUUCCUUUGCCUCGGCGUGGCAUCCUGAUGGAUUCACUUUCUCAACUGGAAACCAGGACAAGACCUGCCGUGUAUGGGAUAUCCGUAACGUAUCUCAAUCCGUCGCUGUCUUGAAGGGUAACCUUGGAGCAAUCCGGUCAAUCCGCUACACAUCCGAUGGGAAAUACAUGGCCAUGGCUGAACCAGCUGACUUUGUCCAUGUCUAUGACGUCUCAAAGGGUUAUGAAACAGAGCAGGAAAUCGACUUCUUUGGGGAGAUCUCCGGAAUAUCGUUCAGCCCUGACACAGAGGCGCUCUUCAUUGGAGUAUGGGACCGCACUUACGGUAGCCUCCUUGAGUAUCAUCGGCGCAGGAACUAUUCCUAUCUUGAUUCGUUUCUUUAAGCGAGAAGAAAAGUAUACACAAGGCGUUCAAGGAAUAAAAGAGAGCUCAUACAGCAACCGGUGAACACAACAGAGGCAAACCAUAGAUGUGUUGUGCAAGUGCUAGUAGUUAGUGUCUUUUUGUGUACUUUACCGGCUGAUGUGUUGUAUACUUAUGUCUGGUCUUCUAAAGCUUCAAACUCGUUCAAGAUGUGUACAGAAAGAGCUGGCUCUUUGGUGGCAAAGACUAGAUGAUGUUGCUGAAUCUGGACCCUGGUCCUCUGUUUGGUCGCUUGUGAGUCGUUUCUCUUCUUGUAUUUGUGAUUGUUGUAGAAACUCGAGUGUUAAAGAUCCUUUUGAGCUGGUUCUGAGUUUAGAAUGUGGGAGAUGCUUUAA
This is a messenger RNA of Brassica oleracea var. oleracea, 1911 nucleotides long. RefSeq lists its product as uncharacterized. Lineage: Eukaryota; Viridiplantae; Streptophyta; Magnoliopsida; Brassicales; Brassicaceae. The transcript has 10 exons. Gene Ontology annotation, molecular function: protein binding. The record is from RefSeq and is a predicted model, not a curated record. The coding region runs from base 181 to 1536 and encodes 451 amino acids.